Fomitiporia mediterranea MF3/22 is the source of this 605-nucleotide messenger RNA. RefSeq lists its product as uncharacterized. NCBI's taxonomy places the organism in Eukaryota, Fungi, Basidiomycota, Agaricomycetes, Hymenochaetales, Hymenochaetaceae. The record is from RefSeq and is a predicted model, not a curated record. Gene Ontology annotation, cellular component: mitochondrion. The coding region runs from base 1 to 501 and encodes 166 amino acids. The transcript is spliced from 3 exons.
AUGUCUGCGUUGCGGGCCAUUUCUCGCCCGGCACGCUCCUUACCUUCCUUCACGCGGCAGCGCCGCCUUGCAUCGACGACGUCUGCUCAUGACCCGCAUCAUCAUGCCGAGGAGCAUGACCCAAACGUGUAUCAGAAAGAACACUUCUUCACUCCUUUUUGGAGGAGAACAGCCCUAAUUACACUGGGCUGCAUUGCCUACGCGAAGUUUGCCCCGGAGGAUUUCAAAGCCGGCAAGACGACAGCUGAUGGCGAGUACGAGCCGCCUUGGUUAACACGUGUGCUUGCGCACUACGCACCAUCUGUCAAAGAAUGGGUGAAGACAAACGAGCGACAUCUUGCGCAGACGGAAGAAAGGGCGCAGAAUACACUUGUUGUGCAGAGUGCGAAAUUACCUCCAAAGGCUACACGUCAAAUUGCAUUACAAUUUGAACAGGUGUCGCCACACCGCGUUCCGGUGGGUGGAAUGCCGGACAUGAGCGACUUGGUGAUCAAACCAUGAAGCAUUUGCGUGUUUUAGAGCCAAAUAUAAUUUCAUGAACUGGAAAUACAUUCGAACAUCUCGUCUGUCUUGUUCUUAUCGUAGUUGCGGCAAGGCUGAAUGGG